AUGCACUUUACAAGCUCCUCCUUGUCUCCUUGCUUUGACUUUCCUGCCUUCUGCAAGCUGUCAUCUGUUGGCAUUUGCAUGUUGGUGUAGGACUUGCAAGGAAAGAAAACCUCACUUCAUCUCUCAGUAGAGAUCCAGGGUGUUAUGGGAACUGAGCACUCAAAGAACAAAGGGCGAAGGAGCGUGGUUUUUCUGAGGAAAAGUCCAAAGCUGCCUGCGUGGGAAGAUGCUCUUCUCUCAGGGGAAGAGCCCAAGUCACUGCUGAAACGGGGAUUGUGCUAUGUCACCUUGAGCCUCAUAAUGAAAGGGAUGACCAGCACGCCUGACUUCUUGUGGGGAUUGCCCGAGGUGCAGAAACUGAACCUCUCACGCAACCAGCUGGUGGUGAUUCCUCCUUCGCUGGGGAAACUGGACAGGUUGGUAGUGCUGAACUUGGGGGGCAACUGCCUCAAGUGUUUGCCUAAAGAGAUUGGGCUGCUGAGGAACCUGAAGGUCUUGUUCGUCAAUAUGAAUUGCCUGACAGAAGUGCCAGCAGAGCUCAGCUUGUGCCGGAAGCUGGAGGUUUUGAGCCUUUCGCACAACGGCAUCUCGCAACUGCCUUUGAGCUUCACUGACCUGACAAGUUUGAAGAAACUGAACCUCAGUAACAACUGCUUUGUGCAAAUUCCCCUCUGCAUUUAUGCACUGAGGAGCUUAGACUUCUUGCACCUAGGGUCGAACAGGCUUGAAAACAUCGCAGAGAGUGUCCAGUAUCUGGUCAACCUGCAAAUCUUUAUCGUGGAGAAUAACAGCAUACGCACCCUGCCACGAUCUCUCUGCUUCAUCACCACUCUGGAGUUACUAAACAUCGAUUACAACGCCAUCCAGACUCUCCCAGAUGACCUUUACCUGCUGCGCCGGCUGCCACGCAUCGCCUGGAACCCAAUGGACAAAGGCCUCCACAUCGCUCACAACCCCUUGUCCCGGCCCCUGCCUGAGGUCAUCGAGGGGGGGCUGGAUGUCCUCUUCAACUACCUCAGGGAAAAAAAGGAGCACAACUGA
Messenger RNA from Apaloderma vittatum (bar-tailed trogon), 1041 nucleotides. It is a transcript of the gene LRRC30, whose product is annotated as leucine rich repeat containing 30. Gene Ontology annotation, molecular function: protein binding. NCBI's taxonomy places the organism in Eukaryota, Metazoa, Chordata, Aves, Trogoniformes, Trogonidae. The record is from RefSeq and is a predicted model, not a curated record. The transcript has a single exon.